GAUAUUUGGCAGAAACGCUCUUCAUCUCGAUACGAUCGUCUAUUCUGAUUAAAAUUUGAUUAAAAGUCGAGUUCAUAAAUCCACGAGGCGCUGAAACUGUCGCAUUCUCGGCCUGUUUUUCAUGGGAAUAUAUUUGGCAUCGUAGAAACCCUCAAGAGCUCAAAACAUGCAGGAUGAUUUACUGAUGGACAAAAGCAAAGCUCAGCCUCACCAGCACCAAGAGCCCUUAAAUACAGAGCCUCCAUCCACCACCCCGACCCCCUCCGAGCCUCCGGUCCCGGACGAGCAGAACCCCGUCGGUCACUCCGAGCGGCUGGCCAUGGAGUCUCCGGUGUUACCGGGUUUGGGUUUCCCGCAGGAUUCCUCUCUCUCGCCGUCGUUCGGCAGCACUUGGUCCACCAACGCCGUAGACGAAGGCUUUUUCCAAGGGAUUCCGUCGGUAAACGGGACGAUGCUUUUUCAAAACUUUCCCCAUCACGUCAACCCGGUUGUCGGAGGUAAAUUUUCCCCGCAGAUGAGAAGGUCUCCGCUGAGUGUGACCCAGAGGAACCCCUACAGCCACCAGACGCUCAUCAAUAAAGUAUCCGCGUCCUCGUCCGCCUGGAAUAACCAUCAGAACGCGGUGUGGAGCUCCGCGGCGAACCCCUGGAGCGGCAGAGACCCGCGGAGAGCGCUCGGGCUCGGCGUCCCGUCUCAGCUCAACCCCGUCUCCCCGACGAAGAAGCCCUUCCCGAGCAAUGUCAUCGCGCCCCCGAAAUACCAGAGACCCGGUGCCCUGCAGAAACCAUGGAUGAUCUCAGAGCCGCCGGAGACCUUCAGAACCGACAACGGCAACAACAUGCUGCCAUUUCAGGAAAGGAAUCGCCCCUUUGACCCAUUCAACUUGCAAACUUUGGAGAAUUCCUUAAUGGACAUGAUUGGGACAAACCGUGACAAAGGUCGCAUGGGUCUCAACUUUCACCAUCCAGUAGCGGAACAUAUAUUACCAUUGAACUCCAGGAGCUAUGGUCGCAGAAGAGGUCGCUCUUCACUGUUUCCUUUCGAGGACGGCUUCCUGGACGACGGUCUCGGUGAUCAUCCGCUGACCCCUGGCCUGAGCUCGCCCAGCCGCUGUCAGAACGGAGAGAGGAUGGAGCGCUACUCCAGGAAGGUGUUUGUCGGAGGACUGCCUCCAGACAUCGAUGAAGAUGAGAUCACCAACAGUUUCCGUCGCUACGGUCACCUGGUGGUGGACUGGCCUCAUAAAGCAGAAAGCAAAUCCUAUUUUCCCCCUAAAGGUUACGCUUUCCUGCUCUUCCAGGAGGAGAGUUCAGUCCAGGCCCUCAUUGACGCCUGCAUCGAGGAGGACGGGAAACUCUACCUGUGUGUCUCGAGCCCCACUAUUAAAGAUAAACCAGUCCAGAUUCGCCCAUGGAACCUGAGUGACAGUGAUUUCGUGAUGGAUGGCUCUCAGCCUCUCGACCCACGCAAGACCAUUUUUGUGGGAGGCGUUCCACGACCUCUACGAGCAGUGGAGCUGGCUAUGAUCAUGGACCGGUUGUAUGGAGGUGUGUGUUACGCCGGCAUUGACACUGACCCAGAACUCAAAUACCCUAAAGGUGCGGGUCGAGUGGCCUUCUCCAAUCAGCAGAGCUACAUCGCUGCCAUCAGCGCCAGAUUUGUCCAGCUCCAGCAUAAUGACAUUGACAAACGGGUGGAGGUGAAGCCGUACGUGCUGGACGAUCAGAUGUGCGAUGAAUGUCAGGGCGCUCGCUCCGGAGGAAAGUUCGCCCCUUUUUUCUGUGCCAACGUCACCUGUCUGCAGUAUUACUGUGAGUACUGCUGGGCGAGCAUCCACUCACGAGCCGGCAGAGAGUUCCACAAACCUCUAGUGAAGGAGGGCGGAGAUCGACCUCGGCAUGUGUCCUUCCACUGGAGCUGAUGCCAAACAUCCCAUCACCCUCUCCACCCACCGAACACCUUCAACACCCGGACACAGAUCUCCCCUCGCAUCGUUUGGUUUUAGUAAACAAAUAUCAUGGUAUCUCUGUCCACUAUAUUCUCUGCUUACAAACACUUAGGAAAAUAUGAAUUUUGAGUCUGCGUGCUCAAACGUUGCACUUUGGCACAAACAGUCGAUGUUAACGCUUGUCAGGAUGUUGUGCUUUAAUUCUCUCAUUAUCCUUCGUUUGAUUGGUUUAGUGCUCCAUGUAGGUAAUAUUAGGCAGUGUGAGACUAUAUAUAAUAUAUACAGUACAUUUACAAAAAGGAUAUAUUUUUAGUUUAUAUUUAUCUAUAUACACAUAGACAAAACAUUUUGGGUGUCAGAUGUUUUAAAGAAGCAUGCACUUAUUGUGAAAAACAGUGGUAGGAAAUUCCCCCCUAGAUGAUGACAAAAAAAGUUACCAAAGGUAAAAUGAAUUCAUUACGAAAAUCAUGUUUAAGUGAGCUGUUAAAAAAAAAAUAUUGAGUUAUUAGAGUAAAACACCAUUGGCUCUCCAUGUUGAAAUGAAUAGUAAUACCUCAUGCAUGCAUCUCUUUCUGUUCGCUACGGUUUUUUAGGCUUAAUUUUUGACGAGUUUUUAGUAUUAACUACAUGUAAUGCUGCAAUAGCUUUUGCUGCUAAAUCCAUGGUAUGAGUCCAUGCCGUCAUACUUUAUUCAGGCAAACGAGCGCUCUAAAGGGUCUGCGUCUGGAUGUCAAAUGAGUCUGUGAUGCAUGCUGUAAAAUCAGGUCUCUCUUUCAUUUCCCCCGCGAUGGGAGAGCGAUAUGAAGCACUAUAGAAGCUUACUUCCUCCACAGAAUAAAUAAGGUAACUGCAUCGUUUUAUCUCACUAAUCUGACUCGUGAGGGGAAAAACAGACAAAUUCAGAAUUGUGAGUGGGGAAAAGUUUGAAUUCUGAGGUAUAAACUCGCAAUUAUGAGAAAAAAGUUAGCAUUGU
Molecule: messenger RNA, 2921 nt
Organism: Carassius carassius (crucian carp)
Lineage: Eukaryota; Metazoa; Chordata; Actinopteri; Cypriniformes; Cyprinidae
Gene: cpeb3
Product: cytoplasmic polyadenylation element binding protein 3
Exons: 11
Coding region: 167-1921 (584 amino acids)
Biological process (GO): negative regulation of cytoplasmic translation
Cellular component (GO): nucleus; neuron projection; cytoplasm
Molecular function (GO): translation factor activity, RNA binding; mRNA regulatory element binding translation repressor activity; mRNA 3'-UTR binding
Source: RefSeq, a predicted model, not a curated record